AUGUACCAAGAGCAGCAGCGCGAAAUUCAGGCGGAGACUCCAGCGAAACUUCUUCCUCGGCUUGAGUACUUCUCGAACUACGAGUACUUCUCCAUCUACGAGUUUUUCUCCAGCUUUGGCCCCUCCUCGGGCUCCUCCAACGUCGUAGACUUUCGUGGCACCAAGGACGCCCCUGAGCCCGCCCUCGGCCUAGCAGGCCAGCAAGAAGCUCGCUUCACGGCGUUCGACACAGGCAAGGCCAGCUCGCUGCCCUCGCGGGGCAAGAUUCCCGCAGUAGCGCAGCUACGGAUCCACGGCUGUCCGCUCAUGACGGCCGACAGCAGCAGCGGCGGCGUGGCCAUGGACUCCAUCGAAGCCAUCGACGUGGGCCCCGAGCGCCCGCUGACGCCCAAGACCCUGGCCGCGAGGACGCCGACAGCAGCAGCAGCGGCGUGGACGUCGACUCCAGCGAAGCCAGCGACGUGGCCUCCGAGCGCUCCGCGUGGUUUGCCUGAGCUCGCGGCCGCCACGGCCCCGACCCGGAGCGACAACUACGGCUACUACACGCCCAGCUGCACGUCCAUCUUGAUCCCCAUGCACAGUUGCGACGGAAGUUGCAGCUUCAUAAGAACAAGACCGAACAAUAGUUAA
Molecule: messenger RNA, 630 nt
Organism: Phytophthora sojae
Lineage: Eukaryota; Oomycota; Peronosporomycetes; Peronosporales; Peronosporaceae
Exons: 5
Coding region: 1-630 (209 amino acids)
Source: RefSeq, a predicted model, not a curated record